UGUUGUUUUUCAGGCUAUAAAACCCCAGGCUGACCCUCUGGCUGUCUUUUUUGUCCACCCUUCUCUCUGUACUGCUGUUUUCCUGCACUAUCCGCUGCGACCUGGGUCCAACUGGCCGAACUGACCAUAUAGUUUCAGGACCAGGAAAGAGAUGACAUCAAUGAAAAUGGACAAGCUGUUAUUAGAGCUGUUGGUCCUGCUGGGAGUCGUUGGGUUUAGUUUUGGUGCAAUCCAAAGGCCUGAUUAUGAUGACACUCCAAACCCGGAGUUCCUCAAUGCAUCCUGGAUGGCCAGCAUCCCUGAUGAUCAGCCAUUGUCUGCAAUCACAAUGCCAGGAACACACAACACCAUGGCCCUGUAUGGCGGAGUUUACGCAGAGUGUCAGACAUGGACCUUGGCCUCCCAACUUCGAGCUGGUGUUCGUUUUCUAGAUGUCCGUGUGCGUCACGUCGACGGGAAUCUGACCAUCCACCAUGGGGUGUCCUACCAGUGGGCUCAUUUCGGACAUGUACUAGAGGGUGUGGUUGACUUCCUGCAUGAAUAUCCAAGUGAGACUGUUUUGAUGCGGUUAAAAGAGGAGUUCAGUGAGACAAAUGACAUAUACAGUGCUGUGGUAGAUUUCAUCCAUCGCUAUGCUUACUGGGACCUGAUAUGGCACAGCAGAAUGGUACCCACUAUGGGUGAGGCCAGAGGGAAGCUCAUCAUUCUGCAGGACUUUACUGGUCCAGAUUUGGGAAUGCGCUACGGUUCCCUGGAUAUAGCCGAUGCCUGGAAGGUACCAACCCUGCUGUAUUUGGAGGAGAAAUGGCAGAGUGUCUACAAACAUCUGGAGGCUGCACCAUCGGGAAAUAUGGAUCAGAUUUUUCUAACCUAUGCCAGUGGAGCUGGCGUGUUUGCCCACCCCAGAGCUGUUGCACAGGGAAUCAACCCACAGCUGUAUGAGUACCUGCAGGCUAAGACAAACCAGAACCAGCGCCUCGGAAUCAUAUGCAUGGACUUCCCUGCUGCUCCUAUGAUCCAAACCAUUAUUGAUUUCCAACUAAAAGAGGUUGUAAAAAACAGCAAAAUGGAUGUGAAGCAUGCAUCUUUUUUAGUCAGACAGAUGAUCAAACAAUUUGCUGCCAAGAAUUGACCUGUAUUUUAAUGACCCAGAACUUUACGAAAAUUUGGUUAAAUUUAAAAAAAAUCAGCCAAGAGAAAUAAUUUGACUUUUUAGCCAAUGAUUUAAAGCUAACCUGUUUUCAUACAUCAUUGUUUAGAAAAUGAAAGUUGCAAAACAGGACUACUUUAAUACAAAAGGAAAUAUUGAGUUUAAAGCCUUUGUUUUAAACAAAAUUAUUAAGUUUUUUAAAAUUGUUAAAAUGGAAAAUGCAAAC
Cyprinodon variegatus (sheepshead minnow) is the source of this 1376-nucleotide messenger RNA. Its product is annotated as 1-phosphatidylinositol phosphodiesterase-like. Gene Ontology annotation, biological process: lipid metabolic process. The record is from RefSeq and is a predicted model, not a curated record. The transcript has 4 exons. Gene Ontology annotation, molecular function: phosphoric diester hydrolase activity. NCBI's taxonomy places the organism in Eukaryota, Metazoa, Chordata, Actinopteri, Cyprinodontiformes, Cyprinodontidae. Bases 152 to 1132 code for a protein of 326 amino acids.